Molecule: messenger RNA, 2124 nt
Organism: Acanthosepion pharaonis
Lineage: Eukaryota; Metazoa; Mollusca; Cephalopoda; Sepiida; Sepiidae
Source: the annotation of a GenBank genome assembly
AUGCCAACUGGUGGCGGUAAAAGUCUCUGUUACCAGUUACCAUCCCUUGUGGGUAAAGGUGUCAGCAUUGUCAUAUCACCACUGCGAGCACUCAUUCAGGAUCAGGUUGAACGCUUGACUUCCUUAGAUAUUCCAGCAGCUUCCCUGGCUGGCAAUGUUAGUGAAGAUGGAAUGCAUUCUGCCUACAUGCAGUUAUCAAUGAAGGAGCCAGGUUUGAAACUUGUUUACACUACUCCAGAAAAAAUUUCUGCAAGUCUUAAAUUAAUGUCCGUUUUUGAAAAUUUAAAUAAGAGAAAUCUACUUGACCGAUUUGUCAUAGAUGAAGCUCACUGUGUCAGUCAGUGGGGUCACGAUUUUCGGCCCGACUACAAACGCCUUUGUCUGCUGCGAGAGAAAUUUCCCAAUGUCCCUAUGAUGGCACUGACUGCUACUGCCACACCUCGUGUACGUAAGGAUAUUAUACAUCAACUGCGAAUGAAAAAACCUAAAUGGUUUGUGAAGAGCUUCAAUCGACCAAAUCUGAAGUUCAUUGUGGAGGAAAAGAAGCCCAAAUCAGCAGUGGAUGAAGUUGCUAAACUCAUUCAAACCAAGUACAACAACAAAAGUGGCAUUGUCUACUGUCUUUCAAGAAAGGAGUGUGAUGAGGUAGCCAAAAAUCUGUGUAAAAAAGGUAUCAGAGCUCUGCCAUAUCAUGCAGGCCUAUCAGAUAAGCAAAGAAUUCAAGCUCAGGAGAAAUGGUUGCAAGACCAAUGGAAAGUUAUCUGUGCCACCAUUGCUUUUGGAAUGGGCAUCGACAAACCAGAUGUGCGCUUUGUAAUCCAUUUCUCCAUGCCCAAAUCAGUAGAGGGCUAUUAUCAGGAAUCUGGCCGUGCAGGACGUGACGGUCUCUUGGCUUUCUGUAUUCUUUUGUACAACUACCAAGAUGUAAAACGGUUGCGGCGUUUAAUAGACCUGGAUACUAAUGCUUCUUACGAGGCUAAAAAGGUGCACAUUGACAAUUUAUUCCAGAUGGUGCGCUAUUGUGAAAACAAGGCUGACUGUCGACGGGAUCAGCUUUUGCAGUAUUUUGGGGAAAAGGAUUUUGAUCGUGAAUACUGCAAUGAAUACCCUGGUGCAGUUUGUGAUAACUGUUCAUCUAGUGUAAGUUUCCAUAUCCGUGAUGUUACUGAGGAUGUAAAACACAUAAUUCGUUUUGUGCGUGAGAUUUGCCACCAAAAGAAAUACAAUUGCACACUGAUCCAUUUAGUGGAGGUCUUCCGAGGCUCUCAGAGCAAAGCAGUCACUAGCUUGUGCCAUGAUCGCCAUUCACUUCAUGGACGAGGUAACAGCUAUGUCCUCCAAGAUGCGACCCGACUUCUGCGUAAGUUGGUUAUAGAUCAGAUUUUAGUUGAAGAACUUGUUGUUACAGCUAUGGAUCAUACAGUCUGCUAUGUAAAACUUGGCCCACGUGCUAAAGAUGUUAUCGAAAACAAAAUAAAAGUCAAUCUUCCAGUUCACAGUGGCAAGAAAGCUACUGUCACAAACACUGGUACUGAAUCUGUAACCGAUCGGAAGAAACUUAUGGACGACUGUUACCAGGAACUUGUGGAACUGGCCAAACAGAUCGCCCAAGAACGUCACAUUACAAACUAUGCAUCUGUCUUUCCGAAUCCUAUGCUCCUUUCUAUGGCUGCUGAAGUUCCUCUUACUGUUGAGGAGAUGCAGGAUAAGAUUGAUGGAAUGACAUUGCACAAGAUAAUGAAAUAUGGAGGUGAGCGCUUCUUGGAAAUUACCAACAAGUAUUGCAUGAUGUAUGCUAAUUUAGAUGAACCAGAACCAUCUACCUUCAGUCAGGAAACCAUUGAUGAAUGGGAAUCUCCUUACUUCAAUUCAUCAACUUGUAAAAAACGAACAGGUACACCUAGGAAGAAGGGCUAUAGACGGAAACGUAAUUACAGGAAGAAAGCAUCUUCCAAAGGAACAACUAAACGACGGAGCACAGCUUUUAAAGCAGCAGCGGCAACAGCAAAAAGUUCUUUAAAUAAGUUCAAAUAUGCACGAACUGGUACAAGUUGCAGAUCUUCAGCUUCAAGCAAACUUGGUUUUAUGCCUGCACCAACUUUAAAACGUUCAUUCCUUGCUUGA